This is a messenger RNA of Bombyx mandarina (wild silkworm), 1271 nucleotides long. Its product is annotated as venom protease-like. NCBI's taxonomy places the organism in Eukaryota, Metazoa, Arthropoda, Insecta, Lepidoptera, Bombycidae. The record is from RefSeq and is a predicted model, not a curated record. Gene Ontology annotation, biological process: proteolysis. Gene Ontology annotation, molecular function: serine-type endopeptidase activity.
GUGCGUGUGUUGUUUAGACGCCGCUGUGCGCGCACGAGCAUGUCUCGAGACGCGCUCGUGUCGUGCGCGCUGCUGUGCGCGGUGCUGUGCGCGCUGCUGCCCGCCCGGCACGGGGCUGCCGCGGCUGAUGUCGAAGGGACCCCGUGUGUCCGCGGCCGGUUCAACGGCACGUGCGUGCUUAGCAAGCGCUGCGAGACGCUCAUCCUGGACUACAGGGAUAGAUCGUUCCCGCCGGUGUGCGGGCUGCGCGGCAAGGAGCCCAUCGUGUGCUGCACCGACUGUGAGCUCGUGGACAACAUCGAUAACAUAUACCUGACGAGGAGAUACAGCCGACUCGAAAAAACAAAUAAAAAAUCUUGGGACGCUUGUAUCGAUUACGUUCUGAACAUACCUGAGUAUUUUUGUACUAGUACCGUGACGUUUAAUUUUAACAAAGCUUGGGAUUCGGAGAAGAAAUGUCACAAAAUUAGUAUUAGUUCGCAGUCACCUGUAGGCGGUGAAGACGCCGAAAGAGCGGAGUUCCCCUUCAUGGCGCUGCUGGGGUUCGGACCGAGCGCGGAGGAGGCGCAGUGGCUGUGCGGCGGGUCGGUGCUCUCCGCGCGGUACAUCCUCACGGCGGCGCACUGCAUCUCCGAGCCACGCCUGGGACCCUUGAAGUACGCAGCUCUCGGUAUCCUGAAGCGCUCCGACCCUCCUGAGAUCUGGCAGCGGCACACCCUCGCCCAGGUCAUCCCGCACCCCGACUACGCCUCGCCCUCCAAGUACCACGACAUCGCGCUCCUCAAGACCGAGAAACAAAUAAUAUUCAACGUGAACGUAGUGCCCGCGUGUUUGUACUCCGGUGUGAACAGUAAGAGAAUUGACCCAACACGAGCUCUGGCACUGGGCUGGGGCUACUUGGGGCCGCGGGAACGCUUGGCCGAUGUUCUGCAGAAGGUCGAAGUGAGCGAGUUCACCACUGAGGAGUGCUUGACGCAAUAUCCUGAGCACCGGCACCUGCUCGACGGGUUCGACAACAGCACGCAGAUGUGCUACGGAGACCACGACACACCGCACGACACUUGCGAGGGUGACAGCGGCGGUCCCUUGAUCCUGCACGAGAGCGAGGCGGGCUGCGCCAGGGCUGUGUUUGGCGUGACGUCAUCAGGCGUGGCGUGUGGCGACGCGGGCGCCGGCCUCUACACGCGCGUCGAGCCCUACAAGCCCUGGAUUGAGAGCAUCGUCUGGCCUUGAGACCUUGUGACCUAAUAAAAAUAUUGCUUAGUAAUAUA